GGCGUGCGGGCGUGCGGGCGGGCGCGCGGGGCACGGGACGGCGGAGUAUGCGCGGGCCUCGGCGGGCAGCCCCGGCUCACAGCCGCGGCCCGGGCGCGCGGCGCGGGGCGGAAAAGCCUGUUUACACAGACUGCACACCGCCUGGGGAAUAAUGCAGUAAAGGAAGUGAGCCGGCUCGGCCUGACUGCUCCAACUUCCUGCUCUCACACACACCAGAGGGGGAAAAAAAAAGAAAGAGGAGCGAGAGAAAGAAAAAAAAAAAGGGGGAAAAAUCAGGAUCUCAUUACAAGAGCAACAGACCGUCUGCAGACGCCUGUCAGCAUGGAAAGUCGGGGGCUUUCGCCCGGGUCCUCCUAGAAAUUCCCCCGGAGAAGGAUCUUGAAAGCUCCCCCACAUCUGGGUAUGGAGAGUGCAAUCACGCUGUGGCAGUUCCUGUUGCAGUUGCUGCUGGACCAGAAACACGAGCAUCUGAUCUGCUGGACCUCCAACGAUGGUGAAUUCAAGCUCCUCAAAGCAGAAGAAGUGGCCAAGCUGUGGGGACUCCGCAAAAACAAGACAAAUAUGAACUAUGAUAAGCUGAGCAGAGCGCUGCGAUACUAUUAUGACAAGAAUAUCAUCAAGAAGGUGAUUGGGCAGAAGUUUGUGUACAAGUUCGUCUCUUUCCCAGAGAUCCUCAAAAUGGAUCCUCACGCGGUGGAGAUCAGCAGGGAGAGCCUUUUGUUGCAGGACAGUGACUGCAAGGUGCCUCCCGAGGGCCGCGAGGCCCACAAACACGGCUUGUCCGCCCUCAAAAGCACGAGCCGCAAUGAAUACAUCCACUCAGGCCUGUACUCGUCCUUUACCAUUAAUUCCCUGCAGAAUCCUCCCGAGGCCUUCAAGGCCAUCAAGACAGAGAAGCUGGAGGAGCCACCUGAGGACAGUCCCCCUGUGGAAGAAGUCAGGACUGUGAUCAGGUUUGUGACCAAUAAAACCGAGAAGCACAUCACCAGGCCGGUGGUGUCCCUGCCUUCCACACCUGAGGCUGCUGCGGCGUCCGCCUUCCUGGCCUCCUCCGUCUCAGCCAAGAUCUCCUCUUUAAUGUUGCCAAAUGCCGCCAGCAUCUCCUCGGCCUCACCCUCCUCUUCUCGGUCCCCAUCCCUGUCCCCCAACUCACCGCUCCCUUCUGAACACAGAAGCCUCUUCCUGGAGGCUGCCUGCCAUGACUCGGAUUCCCUGGAGCCCUUGAACCUGUCGUCAGGCUCCAAGACCAAGUCUCCAUCUCUUCCCCCAAAGGGCAAAAAGCCCAAAGGCUUGGAAAUCUCUGCGCCCCCGCUGGUGCUCUCCGGCACCGACCUUGGCUCCAUUGCUCUCAACAGCCCAGCCCUGCCCUCGGGAUCCCUCACCCCAGCCUUCUUCACUGCACAGACACCAAAUGGAUUGCUUCUGACCCCGAGUCCACUGCUCUCCAGCAUACAUUUCUGGAGCAGCCUUAGUCCAGUCGCUCCACUGAGUCCUGCCAGGCUGCAAGGGCCAAACACGCUGUUCCAGUUCCCCACACUGCUUAACAGCCACAUGCCAGUGCCAAUCCCCAGUCUGGACAGAGCUGCUUCUCCAGUACUGCUUUCUUCAAGCUCUCAGAAAUCCUGAUGAUGUCUGGCUACAAUUAAGAACUCAUUAACUGAUCAAAUUUGUCCCCAUGGGCUGGUUUACCUGUGUCAUGAGAAGGACUUCGUGAAACCCUCUGUUAAUUUGGUUUGCACUUUUCAUAUCAUGGAUAGUCUACAUUUAUGUUAGCAUUUUAAAAAACUUUUUUAUAUAUUCAAGUAUAUAUGGAAAUCUGUUUUGCAUUAAGUGAAUUUUAAUGUUUUUGUUUUUAUAUCCUCUUAGCUCUUAAGUGUUGAGCACUGUUGACAGUGAAGAACUUAAUGUUUUCAAUAUAAUAAGGAUGUGAACCUUUUUUCUCCUUAAUUCUGCAUAUGCUGAACUGUGCUUAUAUACACACUAUAACCAGCUGUGCCUUCCUUUGCAUUUAGUUUUAUGUAAAUGAUUUAUAUAUUUUUUAGUAUUAAGAGAAAAUGUUUGAAAGACAAAAAUUAGUAUCAAACAGCUCUUUAGUAGAAUUUCAUUAUUUUUCAUAAGUAGGCAAAAAUAUGAAAGCAUAUUCAUAUCACUUUUUCCUUUUUGCUUUCAGUUGUAUGAGAAUUGCCUUAGAAUCUUUGAAUUGAAAUUCAGUAAAUGUAAUGUCCAAGUAACAUUUUUAUAAAAAUAAACUAAGCCAUAUUUAGACAAUAAACAUUCAUAAAAGAAAAUGUUCUAAAGUGCAUUUUUUAAACUUUGAAGCCUCUUAGAUGUCCAUAAUGUCUUUUCUCCUCCCUAACAAAAAUCUGAAAUGGAAAAAGUUACCAGUCCAUAUCAUCUAAACUACUAUAGUAUUUCUUAGGUUAGCGUGUUCUUAUUUCAAAAGAUUAGUCCUGGUUCUUCCAAGAGAAAAAUCACAUCCACACGAUAUAUUUACUCUAUCAAUAGGAGUUAGGGUUUCUCUAAAUACCUGGAACCUAAUUAACAUUUUGAAAGCAGCUCACUGGUGCCAACUUAAACAACAAUGAAACAAUUCUGUAAAAUAAGGACAGAUAUUCACAAUUUUUGAUGGAUCAAAAAAUGUACUAUAACACAAAUACAGUACUAUAGGUAUUGAAGGCAUUGCUUGUGGAAACUGAGACAUAGGAUCAACUGCUUUGUAUUUUACUUUUUAUGGUGAGAAUGGAAGAAAACUUGACAAAAUUCUUCAGGAAUCUCAUCACUGUGGAACUAACUGUGUAGUAUAGUUUAGAACAGUGAUAAAAGAAACAUUUUCUGUUCUAUCAAAAAGAAAAAAAUCAGUAGGCGCCAUUCCAGAGGCACCACACCUAUGCACAAAGCAGGAAUGUUCCAAAGUAGAUAAGAGAAUUAGAAAGUGCCAUUUAAAAUUAGGUUAACCGUAAUCCUUAACUAAAAAGUAACAGAAACCAACUUAAAAUGUGACUAAAUAGCUGAUCCAAACCAGGCAUUAAAUGGCAGGGAUUGUGAAGAUUAAACAAUGAACUUUAUGAAAACACAUUCUUGAAUUUUUAAAAACUGAAAUUAUGUUAGAAAUUCAGAUUUUCAAUUGGAAUGGAGCUUCUCUAUAUUAUGUGGAGACAUAUGCUUUUAUGGGAAAAACUAAAUCACUCCAAUGAGCCUCUAACUAUAAAGUAAUGGUACUGGCUCCAAACUACAAAUAAACACUACUGUUACUCCCUCAUAGGCUAAUUCUUUACUAAAAUAAGAGGAGCUGGUUCAGGGAACUGAUAAUUACUGAAAGAAAAAUGUGUGAGCUAGAAGAGCUAAAAGGGUCUUUGAGAAUGCUUUCCUCCACGUGUUUCUAGAUCAGGACAGGUAUGCAGGAGAAGCUGAGAGUUGCCUGGGGCCACCAAACUCAUUCAAAGUAGAACAGUGAAUUGGUGUUCUAAUUUCAUUUCCCCAAGGCCUAUCUUUAAGUAACUGGUCCAAAUCUAUGUUAAGUAAAGAAACAGCAUUAAAAAAUUGUAGAAUAAAAUAAUAUAUAUAAAAUGUAAGAUUCUUAUAGAGAAACUAAAAGAAGUCAUUGUGCAAUAAUUUCAACGAAAAAAAUUUAACAUACUUUUGAAAUUAAAUGCUGAUUGGAAAUAUUAAAAUGGCCAGAAAUCUGAUUCCUGGUAUUUUUCCUGCUCCAAAUACUGUGUUUAACUAUACUUUAGAUCCAUUUACUAGAAAUGGAAAGAUAAUUUUUGAUGGAUCAGAAUCCUCUAAUGCAGGGAGAACUAUAGAUAUGAAAGAAUAACUCUCAGAGUGCUGCCUCAUGCUGUGUGUGUUUGUAAAAUAAAUACUUUAUCAGAAAACAGUUUCCAAAGAACAGCAAAUCCCAUCCCACCUACCUACCCCCGCAUCUUUUUAAUGUUUACUUGAUCAGUGUUAAACUGCUAUGGCUAAAGUUUGUUAGAACUAUUACAACCUGAACAUUAGUCUCUUUGUACACAUCUUUUCUAUGAUUGCAAAUAUUCAUUCACUUUCAUAUAUGUAUCAUUUUUACUGUAAUAUUAUUUUUGUUGAAUAAAUACUUUGUGAUAAAAGGUA
Molecule: messenger RNA, 4110 nt
Organism: Marmota flaviventris (yellow-bellied marmot)
Lineage: Eukaryota; Metazoa; Chordata; Mammalia; Rodentia; Sciuridae
Gene: Elk3
Product: ETS transcription factor ELK3
Biological process (GO): regulation of transcription by RNA polymerase II; cell differentiation
Cellular component (GO): nucleus
Molecular function (GO): sequence-specific DNA binding; DNA-binding transcription factor activity, RNA polymerase II-specific
Source: RefSeq, a predicted model, not a curated record